Molecule: messenger RNA, 1426 nt
Organism: Columba livia (rock pigeon)
Lineage: Eukaryota; Metazoa; Chordata; Aves; Columbiformes; Columbidae
Product: large ribosomal subunit protein mL38
Exons: 9
Coding region: 16-1329 (437 amino acids)
Cellular component (GO): mitochondrial large ribosomal subunit
Source: RefSeq, a predicted model, not a curated record
AAACUGGAACACAGGAUGUUCCGCUUAAAUAUGAGAAGAAACUUCUUUGGGUUGAGGGUGGCAGAGCCUGGCCCAGGCUGCCCAGGGGGUUGUGGAGUCUCCUUCUGUGCAGACAUUCCAACCCGCCUGGACACCUUCCUGUGUAACCUCAUCUGGGUGUUCCUGCUGCAUGGGGGGAUUGCACUGGAUGAGCUUUCCAGGUCCCUUCCGAUCCCUGACAUUCUGGGAUUCUGUGGAUCGUCCUCCCCUCAUUUUGCAGCUGCACUCUGCAAGCGGGCAGCCCCGCUGGGGCCGAUGCCCAACGAGGAUAUUGAUGUCAGCAACUUAGAAGCACUGGAAAAAUACCGCAGUUUCAGUCGGUACUUGAGGCUGGCGGAGAAGGAGAGCAGGAAGCCGCACUGGUGGCAGACGGCCCGGCAGCACAGCAGCCCCAAGCCAGAGCCGAAGACCGACAUCAGCUUGCCGCGUGAGAAGUUGCUGCGGGCAAAGGAAAUCAAGGCAAGAAAGAAGAUCCUGAGGGAGAACCGCCAGAAUGCCGAGAUGGAAAGAGCAGCGCGGCUCCGGACUGCGCUGAUCCCCCUCGAUGAGGUCAGAGCUGAGUGGGAGAAGAGCAGCGGCCCGUUCCACAAGCAGCGAGUGGCCGAGCACUGCGGGGUGUUUCGUGACUUAUUCCGAGGGGCCACGUUCACCCCUUGGGUCACCUUGAGGGUGGAGUACAGCCAAGAAGAUGAGCACGUCGUGCCGGUCUACUAUGGGAACAUGGUGACUCCAUCAGAGGCUUCCAGUCCCCCCGCAGUGUCAUACGAGGCAGAUAAAGGCUCCCUGUGGACUUUGUUGCUCACAAAUCCGGAUGGACAUUUAAGAGACACGCACUCCGAGUACCUGCACUGGCUGGUGACGAACAUCCCAGGCAACGACAUCCAGUCGGGUAAGGAGAUCUGCCAUUACCUGCCCCCCUUCCCCGCCAUGGGCACUGGCUACCAUCGCUUCAUCUUCCUGCUCUUCAAGCAAGACCGCCGCGUUGAUUUCAGUGAGGAUGUUCGGCCCACGCCCUGCCACAGCCUCAAGAUGAGAACCUUUAGCACGUUUGACUUCUACAGAAAGCACGAGGAUGCCAUGACCCCGGCAGGGCUGGCGUUUUUCCAGUGCCAGUGGGACAGCUGCGUUUCCUGGGUCUUCCAUCAGCUCCUCAAUAUGAGAGAGCCCGUGUUUGAAUUUGUGCGGCCGCCUGUUUACCAUCCUCCCCAGGUGAAGUUCCCACGCCACCAGCCCCUGAGGUACCUGGACAGGUACCGAGACAGCAAGGAGCCCACCUACGGCAUUUACUAGGGCUGGGCCUCCCCUCGAGGUGCUCAGCUCUGCGCUGGCUGGAAGGGCUGGGCUUAUCCUUCCUUGGAAAAAUCAUUAAAUGAACCCAGAUCAAGUA